Messenger RNA from Apis florea (little honeybee), 890 nucleotides. Its product is annotated as protein PBDC1. Gene Ontology annotation, cellular component: cytoplasm. NCBI's taxonomy places the organism in Eukaryota, Metazoa, Arthropoda, Insecta, Hymenoptera, Apidae. The record is from RefSeq and is a predicted model, not a curated record.
UAUGAACUGUAUACGAUACAUUAUAUACGAUUGAAAAUGCUUUCUAUCUAUAUGUCUCGUAAACUUUGAAUAUCAGAAGUUAAGCGUUUAAACAUGUCAGACUCGGCAAGAUGAGGUUACAAUACGCGGUUUUAUUUCUUCUUUAUCUUUUGCGGAAUUCACAAAUAUGUUCAACAAUUAUGGUAAUAAAUAAUACCACGGAUUCUCAACAAGAAUACAGACCUGAAGGUCCAUUAGUAAUGUGUAAAUUUUUGCCAAAAGAAUUUAUAGAAUGUGAAGAACCAAUUGAUCACAAAGGUAAUAAAACUGCCAAAGAAGAAACCGGAUUUGGUUGUGUAAAGUUUGGAGGAUCCAGAUAUGAAGAUGUUGAAAAAACUAAAGUAUCAUGUACUGUGUUGCCAUAUAUAGAGUGUUAUGGACCUAGAACAUUUAAUCGUGAAGGAGUUCCUUGCAUAAAAUAUAGUGAUCAUUAUUUUGCUACUACUUUAUUGUACAGUAUUCUGUUAGGUUUUUUGGGUAUGGAUCGAUUUUGUUUAGGGCAAACUGGUACUGCUGUUGGCAAACUAUUGACGUUAGGAGGAGUAGGAGUAUGGUGGAUUUUUGAUGUGAUUCUAUUAGUCACAGGUUCUUUACAACCUGAAGAUGGAAGCAAUUGGAAUCCUUAUGUAUAGUACAUCAAAUGUGGAUACAUUCCAGAAAUGUAAAGUAACAUUUAAGUAUUUUGUAUGUUACUUUUUUUAAAUCAAUUUAAUAAUUUCGAAUUUAUAAGAUUAUUAGCAUAACUUUUAUAAAAACAAUUUAUAUUUACUUGUAUAUAUAUAUGUAUAUAUAUACAUAUAUAUAUAUACACACAUAUAUAUAUCUUAAUAUGUAAAUAAAUAUUCCUACAA